Molecule: messenger RNA, 1696 nt
Organism: Dendroctonus ponderosae (mountain pine beetle)
Lineage: Eukaryota; Metazoa; Arthropoda; Insecta; Coleoptera; Curculionidae
Product: cyclin-Y
Exons: 2
Coding region: 407-1423 (338 amino acids)
Biological process (GO): regulation of cyclin-dependent protein serine/threonine kinase activity; regulation of canonical Wnt signaling pathway
Cellular component (GO): plasma membrane
Molecular function (GO): cyclin-dependent protein serine/threonine kinase activator activity; protein kinase binding
Source: RefSeq, a predicted model, not a curated record
CUGUCUGUCAAACACUUGUUUGGAAUUGACAAACAUUUUGACGUUUGAAUGGCUAUAAAAUUUCAGCAGGGCGAAGAACUUAAUCAGCUCGCCUUUUUUUAACUGAAACGAAAUUCCUCAACCAUUGGAAGUAUUAAAAACCAGCUCAAAAAGCCACAAAAUGUGAACAGAUCGCAACGAAAGUUACUACUAGUGAUGCCUAAUGUGCUUUUACAAAGUGGACAUAAGAGUGGGUGUGCGGUGUUUUUCUAGUUAAUCUUUAAUAUCGCUUUUACUGUCAAUAAAUACCAGAUAAGAUAAUGGUUUAGGGUCUCAACAUUCCUUAAUAGGCGCUGAAGAGCAAAAUGCUAAAUAUGAACCAACGAAUAAUCGACCUAAAGUUUUGGUAAGACUAGUGCAAACAGCAAUGGGUAACAAGACUAGUUGUUGCUCGUAUUCGAGCCCCCAACCCGGCCACCGGGUUGUUAUACCCAUCGUGGAAACAUUGCCCGAAGGAGAGGUUAGUGGUUCGAAUUUGCAGCACAUCAGCGAAAGGGAGACUGAUGAUGGGGAGGCGGACCCCUCACAGGACCCCAUGGCUAAAACCAUAUUCAUCGAACGUUCGAAAACCGCAAUUGAGAACGGGAUGAUUCGAAGAAGGAGCCAACAUCAAAUAGCCGAUGUCAGGACAUUGAAGAAAAGUAGCUCGUGUUCCACUAUCUACUUGGACGACAGCACAGUGUCUCAGCCAAAUCUGAAGAAUACGGUCAAAUGUGUUGCUUUGGCCAUCUACUAUCAUAUCAAAAAUCGUACAUCACAACGGGAAAUUGAUAUAUUUGAUGAAGAGCUUCAUCCCUUAUCGAAUGAUGGUGUUGCUAUCGACUUUGAUAAGCACGACCCGGAACAUAGACAGAUUUAUAAAUUUGUGAGGACUUUAUUUAAUGCUGCUCAACUGACUGCAGAAUGUGCCAUUAUCACUUUAGUGUAUCUAGAAAGGCUACUCACCUAUGCUGAACUGGAUAUUCAGCCUUCCAAUUGGAAGCGAAUAGUUUUAGGUGCAAUUCUUCUGGCCUCCAAAGUAUGGGAUGAUCAAGCAGUCUGGAACGUAGACUACUGCCAGAUUCUCAAAGAUAUAACAGUGAAGAGCAUGAACGAGCUGGAAAGACAGUUUUUGGAGCUGCUCCAGUUCAACAUCAACGUGCCGUCUAGUGUUUACGCAAAAUACUACUUUGAUUUGCGCACAUUGGCCGAAGCCAACGACUUAACAUUCCCCAGCGAGCCGCUAAGUAAGGAAAGAGCACAGAAACUGGAAGCAAUGUCCAGAGUGAUGGAGGACAAAUACACGGCGGAAGCGAUCAAGAACGGCUUAAAAAAGUGGUCUAGUUUGGACAAUAUUUCGAAUGGUGGAAUAGCGGCCCGUAGAAGCGUAGCAAUAUUAUCUUAGGCGAUUUUUCGCAGGGAAGCUUAUGUGAUUUUGUGGCAGUUUUUUUGGAGGUGGGCCACCCAUUGGCACCAUCUGCAAUCGAACUGUCGGACGACUUUUUACGAACUUCUCUGCGCGCUCUUCACCAAUUAAUAUUAAGUAGGAUUUACCAAAGUAAUUUUUUAUAGGACUUAGUAUUUUUUAAUCUCAUUAUUAUAUACUUAAUGUAUGUACAUAAUUCAUGUUUAUACUGCUUUCGUUUGCUAGAUAAUAUAUUUUACACCUCUAGUAAAA